This is a messenger RNA of Ramularia collo-cygni, 381 nucleotides long. RefSeq lists its product as uncharacterized. The transcript has 3 exons. Bases 1 to 381 code for a protein of 126 amino acids. NCBI's taxonomy places the organism in Eukaryota, Fungi, Ascomycota, Dothideomycetes, Mycosphaerellales, Mycosphaerellaceae. The record is from RefSeq and is a predicted model, not a curated record.
AUGAGUACAUCCAAUGUGCCCGCAGGACCGUACAAACUUGUCACGGUCAACACUGCCCCAGAGAGAGCAUAUCGCCUAGUGGGAAGGCUGAUCGAGGCGUUGAAAGAUUCCUACACAAUCAUCCACGCAGCCAACUGCGAAACAAUCGAGACUGUGGCCUCAACUGUACAGGAAAUAGAGCCCGACAUCUUGUUCUGCGCGAGCAUGUGGACAUCGGAACAAGCUGUUGAGAUUCAGACUAUUGCAAAGUCAAUCAAGCCUGGUAUCCUCACGUAUGCUAUUCCGCAUGGGCUUCAGGUGCAGAAUGGACCGGACGCAAUCGUUGAACAUCUCACAUCCACUGUACCAGGUCUUUUGAAAGAACAUUUUCAGACGAGUUGA